UUUCUAGCAAACUUGGGAUCUUCAAUCUUCUGCUUUGCAUUCUGUUGCGCUCAAGUUUGUGGUUUUUGUUGACAAUGAUGAAAUCUCCAGCACAACCAACAUAUGAGGCAAGUCAUUAUGAUGACUAUGGAUUGGAUUUGCAACAAGACUUUUGCCAGUUCUUGGAGGAAGCAAAGCAACAUGGAAAGGAAGCAAAACUAAAGAGUUCAUCAGUGCACCCGGAAGAAUAUGGAAAAACAGGAUCUGAGAAAGAGAAAAGGGGGAAGAAAACAUGGAAAAGUUCUCUGAUUUCAUGGUGGAAAGCUGAAAAGAAAAGCAAGCAUAGAGAAGAACCCACCAAAAAGUCUAAAUCAAAGGUCUAUGGGAAAAGACAUGGCCAUUUUUCUGGUCCAAUAUAUAACUCAUGCAAUGGUUCUGAUGUGAAACACUGGCUUCCAUCUUCUGGUCCUUUGACAAGUUUGUUCAAACCCACAAAGAGAGAGGAGAAUGAGAUACCCUAUAUCUCUCUCCACCAACAAAAUAGCCCCCGUGUUGUACAGAACUAUGGCCCCCUUUAUGUGGUCACUUGA
Molecule: messenger RNA, 569 nt
Organism: Abrus precatorius (Indian licorice)
Lineage: Eukaryota; Viridiplantae; Streptophyta; Magnoliopsida; Fabales; Fabaceae
Exons: 2
Coding region: 75-569 (164 amino acids)
Source: RefSeq, a predicted model, not a curated record